AUGGCUCGUCACGGAAUUCUCGUUGUUCUGGCGGCCACUGUCCUCAGUGUUGGUGUCAACGCUGGGCCUUGCAAGCCGUACUCCUCGGUCGCUUUGUCCUCCACGAUUGCUGUCGAAACCACUCCGACAACUCUCGAGACUACAUCCUCGAUAAUCACUGCCGAUGUCACUGAUACCAUCGAUUUUCUCGAAACAACUGUCACCGAGCCUGCCACCGGCUCCACAGAGACUACCGAUGCUCUCGAGAGUACCAUCACCGAAUCUGCGACCGACACGAGCGCUGCGACGAGUGCAACGCUCGAGCCCACUACCACUACCGCUGCUGGACCUGGUCCUUGCGUUGAGACUCAAAUCCUCGUCAACCCCAGCUUUGACGACAACAACGAUGGAUCCCCAUGGGUCCUUGGUGCUGGAGUCACGGUCUCUCAAAUAGACCCCCGCUCGGCCCCCAACUUUCUCAUCAACGGCCAGACCCUCCAGUCCAGCGCCACCCUGACCGACAGUGGCCCCUACGAUCAGAGGUUCUCAAGCCAGUUUUUCACCGCUCAAGAUCAGGGCUCGCCUGCUACCCUGUCCGUGUCAGUACAGUGCCAGGGCUCCUUCAACACUAUUAUUAUCGGUACCGACGAUUUCUCGCUCACGCGCACUUGCGGUAACUAG
This is a messenger RNA of Fusarium odoratissimum NRRL 54006, 660 nucleotides long. RefSeq lists its product as uncharacterized. The transcript has 2 exons. NCBI's taxonomy places the organism in Eukaryota, Fungi, Ascomycota, Sordariomycetes, Hypocreales, Nectriaceae. The record is from RefSeq and is a predicted model, not a curated record. Bases 1 to 660 code for a protein of 219 amino acids.